AUGAUUAUGGAACCGACCAGGGUGCAGAAGAUCGUCAAGGUUAACAGUAUUUCCCUGAACGAUGCGCUCGCAGUUGGACCUGUCGUACAAGACGACUUGUUCAGCCUGAUCUUACGCUUUCGCCUCGAGCCGUUCGUGUUGGUAACAUACAUCGAAAAGAUCCGCUGGAAGAAAUUCGUACCCAAUCGAGUGUCGGAGAUUCAGGAGGUCAAUGCUGGACACGUGUGGCUACACGUACCGGGGUUGGACAACCCUGUGGACGUGAUCUCUCGGAGAAUGACCGCUACCCAGCUCAUCGACUGUAUGCUGUGGUGGCAAGGAUCAUCGUGGCUGAGGCAGUGUAGCAGAUUCUGGCCCUGCAUCGUGCGGACUUCGGACGACCUUUUCGACAAGGAACAGCUGGAAGAACGACCUGUUGACUCCCUACCUGCUGUGGCUGAAACGAGCAUUUUUGGUGUCACUUCGUCGCUUUCUGAGUUGAUUCGAAAGGUAGCCUACUACAGAAGGUUUUCCUACAACGCUCGUGGGUGCAACCGAUCGAACCGCAGAGUUGGACUUAUUUCGAUUGCGGAACUCAACGAAUCUCUCCGGUGCCUGGCCAAAUUGGCCCAACAAGAAUCGUUCCCAAAGGAUUUGCACGCAUUUCGAACCACAGGUCAAGUAGAAUCCACCUCCAAACUCAAGUCGUUGCCACCAAUACUUAUGGAUGGAGUUCUUCGUACGCGUGAUCGUCUACAACACGCUGAUGUGCCCUAUGAUCGUAAACACCCGAUCAUCUUGGACAAUAAAUACUCUUUCACACUGAUGAUCAUGGGCUACAACCAUCUCAAGUACCUACACGCUGGGCCUCAGUUGUUGAUCGCCGCGUACGUGCCAAGUUCUGGCCACUUCGCGCUCGUGAUCUGGCUCGAAAAUUUGUCCACGAGUGCGUUGACUGUUGACUGUCCCUGCAAACCUCGCACAUCGGACCAAAUCAUGGGGUAUCUACCAGCUGUGCGGGUCUUGCCAAUCCUGCUAGGGUUGAUUUCUGCGGGCCUUUCUACCUACGACCACCACAUCGCAAGGCUGCCCCACAGAAGUGUUUUGUGGCCGUAUUCGUUUAGAUUUGCGGCCCGUCGCGGAGUGCCGAAGACGCUGUUUUGCGACAACGGCAUAAACUUCGUCGGUGCACGGCGCACGCUGAACGAAUUCCUGCGGCUGCUCAAGACUCAGCAAGUACAGGAUCAGGUCGUGCGCAGCUGUUCGGCCGAUGGUAUCCAGUUCCAAUUCAUCCCCCCUCGGACGCCAUACUUCGGAGGCAUCUGGGAAGCGGCCGUCAAGUCCCUCAAGAACCAACUCCGCCGUACUGUCGGCAACGCAAACCUGACUGCUGAGCAGAUGUCCACAUUUCUCGCCCAAGCUGAGGCCUGCUCGAACUCGCGGCCUCUUACGCCAAUCUCCAACAACCCGGACGAUCUAGACCGAGAUCUAGACGUACUAACACCGGCACACUUCCUGGUGCACAGACCGCUGAUCGCCAUACCGGAACCUUUAUAUGAGGAGAUUGCUACGAACCGCAUGUCUCAGUGGCAGAUGAUCCAAGAGUACCUUCGUCCAGCGCACUCGGUGGACUCACGAAAGAGACAACAUCCGCAUCGGGACAAUGGUCCUGGUGACAACCUUCCUCCGCAGAAGUGGCGCAUUGGCAGAGUCAUCGAGAUCUUCCCCGGCAACGACGGGCAUGUUCGUGUCGUCAAGCUUCGCACACCGGACGGCCUCUACACGCGAGCCAUCACUCGGCUCUGCGUUCUGCCGAUCGACGACAAUCAGCAGCCAGCUCAGGACUCACAGUAG
This is a messenger RNA of Culex pipiens pallens (northern house mosquito), 1833 nucleotides long. RefSeq lists its product as uncharacterized. Gene Ontology annotation, molecular function: nucleic acid binding. The coding region runs from base 1 to 1833 and encodes 610 amino acids. Gene Ontology annotation, biological process: DNA integration. The record is from RefSeq and is a predicted model, not a curated record. NCBI's taxonomy places the organism in Eukaryota, Metazoa, Arthropoda, Insecta, Diptera, Culicidae. The transcript is spliced from 4 exons.